This is a messenger RNA of Halteromyces radiatus, 1536 nucleotides long. Its product is annotated as S-adenosyl-L-methionine dependent methyltransferase. Gene Ontology annotation, cellular component: nucleus. Gene Ontology annotation, biological process: rRNA base methylation. The record is from RefSeq and is a predicted model, not a curated record. Gene Ontology annotation, molecular function: 23S rRNA (adenine(1618)-N(6))-methyltransferase activity. The transcript has 8 exons. Lineage: Eukaryota; Fungi; Mucoromycota; Mucoromycetes; Mucorales; Cunninghamellaceae. The coding region runs from base 133 to 1479 and encodes 448 amino acids.
AAAAGGUUCCCUCUCUCUCUCACCAAUUUUCACCCAAGUGCUGACUUCAAAAACACGCUUUGUUCCUUUUUCACCCUUCAUUCAUUUUUUUUUUCUUUCCUUUGUAAACUUUCUUUUUUUUUUCAUAAACUCAUGGGGAAAAGACAACGGUUUGAUCAAGAUGAACAACAGGAGGAUUCUGUUGGUGAGAUGCAUCCUAGAAACAUUUACAAAGAUAAUCCACCAGACUUUACAGCUUUGGCUCAACAGUAUGAAUCUUUUCGACCAUUUGUAUUGGGUGGAACACGACCUUAUAUUGACUUUAAAAAUCCUGAAGCUGUACGUGAAUUGACUUGCUGUUUAUUAAAACAUGAUUUUGACUUGGAUGUACAUUUUCCUUUAAAUCGACUUUGUCCUCCUAUUCCCAAUCGACUAAACUAUCUCUUAUGGAUUGAAGAUCUACUUGAAGAAUCAUCGAUAUCUGAUAAUAAGAAAAAUGUGAUGGGCAUAGAUAUUGGAGUAGGUGCAUCUUGUAUUUAUCCUCUUUUAGGUUGUCAAAUGCACCCUCAUUGGCGAUUUUUAGGCACUGAAUUGGAUGCAGAAUCAUUUGAUUAUGCAAAGAAAAACGUUGAUAGGAAUGGAUUACAAGAUAGGAUUUCUUUGGUAUUGAAUAAGGAUGAGAACAAGAUCUUUUUAUUGGAUCCUAGCAUUGACAGCUAUGAUUUUUGUAUGUGUAACCCGCCAUUUUAUGCAUCUCAGGAAGAAUUACAACAAGGAUUGGAAAAUAAAGAAUUAGAACCUUCUGCUAUAUGUACUGGCACCACAUCUGAAAUGAUUACUGAAGAUGGGGAAUAUGGGUUUAUCAAACGUAUGAUUCUAGAAAGUAAACGAUAUAAAUAUCGAAUCCAAUGGUAUACAAGCAUGAUGGGAUUAAAACGAACUAUUCGACCUAUCACUCAAUUAUUGAAACAACAAGGAAUCACCAAUUAUGUUGUCACGGAAUUUUGUCAAGGAAGAACAAAACGAUGGGGAAUAGCUUGGUCGUUUUCUUCCACUCGUAUAGUGAAAUCAAAAAGUUUAGAAUCUUAUCGUCCAAAAUCACAAUUUACCGUGAAUUUAUCUCUCUCAUUAUCAAGAACAAAAGAAUGUCUCCUAGCCAUCUUGACCGAUUUGGAUAUUCCUAUUCCAUCAUCUACAUCGGAUAAUACCCUUCGCAUCUCUCCUCCAACAAAUACUUGGUCUCGUGCAGCAAGACGAUUACGGAAACGACAAAAACACGAACAACAACAAGAAAACACAUCUACUCCUUCAAAUCUGCCUAGUCUGUCUCUCAUGAUGGAAUGUUCAUUACUGGCUCAUGGCGACACACAAUGUCAACUACGUCUCAGUUGGUUAAAAGGCGAUGAUCGUGCGGUAUUUGAAAGCUUCUGGAAUCAUGUCAAGAAAAGAAUGGAACAAGAGGCUGGUAUCUAUACUGGAAGCACAUUUCAACCCACCUAGUUUUUAUAUAUAUAUAUUUAUUGAUUUCUAUUUUGAUGUAUAUAAUAAUAAUAAACU